AUGAGCCAUCGCACUCAGCAAGUGAGCCAACACCUCGCCCAAGGCGGCAGAUUCCCCAACGCUGGGCUGGUCAGGGAUGGUUGGUCCAAGGAGGAUGAAGCUACCGCAACCUGCUACUGUGGCAGCGUUCAGCUUGCCUUUUCGACAGUCAAGCCAGGAUUGGUGGACACGUUCGUCUGCAACUGCACAGACUGCCGCAAGAUCACCGCCUCCAUGUUCGCCUCCAACUUUAUCGUCAAGGACACGCAUCUGAAGCACUUGCGCGGCGAGUCGACGCUGCGCCAAUUCGGUCAGUCCGAGACGAUCACGUCCGGCAAGAAGAUGACGAAUCAUUUCUGCGGCAACUGCGGAACGCUCAUGUACCGCGUCGGCGAAGCUUUUCCCGGUGUCAAGAUUCUACGCAUCGGCACGGUGGACGACUUUGAGCUGCACGAGACCAAGUUGAAACCUCGCAUCGAACAAUUCACAAAGGAUCGGGUCGCGUGGCUGCAUGGCGCGGAGGGGGUACAGCAGGAGAGUGGGAGCUACUACGGAUAG
Ceraceosorus guamensis is the source of this 537-nucleotide messenger RNA. RefSeq lists its product as hypothetical. NCBI's taxonomy places the organism in Eukaryota, Fungi, Basidiomycota, Exobasidiomycetes, Ceraceosorales, Ceraceosoraceae. Bases 1 to 537 code for a protein of 178 amino acids. Gene Ontology annotation, molecular function: carbon-sulfur lyase activity. The transcript has 2 exons. The record is from RefSeq and is a predicted model, not a curated record.